UGAAAGUGCGUUUCAAUCGCCGCAACCAGAGAUCUCUCAUUGAUGGGGUGAGUCAAUUCAGUAUGUUAACGUUGGUCGCGUAGCGUCUCAUUUUUCAACUCUUUCCUAUUGUCUGGAGUGAUUUAGGCAUUUGUUUGUCUUUCUAACGGAUCAAACCGCUCGCAUAACGUUUAGGAACGGUAAAUGCACGACCCGUUCACCGGAGUCCUGCUAAAGGUGAUUAAACUGGCCAGGAUCGGCUGCUAACCGUGCACGGGAAGGGUGCUCCAAAUGGUGUACCAUGUCAACGAUAGACGAACGUGUCGCCUAUUUAGAUAAUCCAUACUUCAAAGGUCACAUCUACGGUAAUUUCAAUCCGUUCUACGUAACUAUCGCGAUCUGUACCGUGCUGGCUGUGUUCAUCUUCGUGCUGAACAUCGUUUGUGGCUGCUGUUCCAAGCAUAAACACUACUGGCAGGACCGUCACACAGGAAAUCGUUGGUUAGUGUCAAUCUGGUCGGCUACACCUCACAAGCAACCACCUCUGGAUCUGACUGAAUUGAAAGACGUACGCUCCUUCCAGCCGGUUAAUCCGGAUAUCGAGCGCCCGGUUGAGUACACCGUUUCCCAUCACCGUCCUCAACACCAGGUGCCACCGCAGCAUUUCGGUCGCAGCGGCUACCCGGAGGAGUACGUGGAGUUGCACAAACGCGAGAGCGACAUUUAAAGCAGGUACAAAAUGGCCUUCAUUGUUGUCUAUCCGGCCGUGGCCAUGCUGGCUAUGUUCAUUGUAUUAGUCAUCAUUUUGAUCCUACGAUGUGGCGGGCGUCUAGGGCUACGUCACCACGCCUUGCCGGAUCGGAACGACUUGGAGGAGCAUACAUACGCCCAGAAGGUUAGUUAUGCCUGACGGAUUGUGUUCAUUGUCCGGAGCCGACGCGGUGUUUGUACGGAGAAGGACGUCAGAAAGCAACCAAAUGAAUCCAAGUGUAGCUUCCUAGUUUAUAGCCACUUUAUUCUUACUAAUUUGAACCCUCGACAGCUUUCGUACAGCUAUCACUAACAGUAAUCAGUAGCAAAGGCAUCGGUGUCAGAUCAGACAGCUAGAAGAAUCUCAAACUGAUUCACUUUUAUGAGAAUCUAUUUUGAUGCCUCUCCAAUAAGAUUUUCAAACUUUACUCUUCAAUGUUACUUUAAACCAUACAGACUCUUAUUUGCAAAAAAUUCCAUCCAGUUUUGACUAUUUUUUUCAGGUAUUACUCUACAUUUUAAUAUUUUCUUUAAAUUAAAGUAGAUAAGCAAUAUACUAUGACAUUCCGUUAACUUUAAUUAAAGCUAAAAUUGACCAUGUCGAGAACAUUCGCACAUCGUAGCGCAGCAGUAUGCAGCGCAUAAUUUCGCUGCACAACAAACAUUAAAGAUAACUUUUAUUAUAAUUAUCUCAUGUGGCAUAAAUAAACAGCCAUUCAAGCAACCCCUAAUGAACAUACAGGACGUUCCCGAAGAGGGCCAUUGUUUUGUUUGUUUACAUUCGUCAUUGCCAUUUUAAGCAACAGCAAAAAAAGCCUCUGGGAAUGAGCAAUUAAAAUUAAAUAAAGCGAAUACAAUGCAAGUAUGCAAAAAGUGGGCCUCUACCACACCAUUCCACGUCCGAUAGCAGAGUAAACGAAAUCCGAAUACAUUACCAAUCAGGUUGCCCCGAUUUGCGGGCUGUUUAAUUAGUGCAAAAAGUUAUGUUUAAUCUGCAUUUUUUGCGUGACUACGACGAUCACAUUUACACUCGUAUAUUUUGCUUUAAAUAUGAAAAAAGAACUGCGCAAAGCCGUGAACUGUUCUGAAUAAUUAACGUGUAUCUAUAGAUUUUAUA
Molecule: messenger RNA, 1846 nt
Organism: Wyeomyia smithii (pitcher-plant mosquito)
Lineage: Eukaryota; Metazoa; Arthropoda; Insecta; Diptera; Culicidae
Gene: wrm1
Exons: 4
Coding region: 281-706 (141 amino acids)
Source: RefSeq, a predicted model, not a curated record